AUGUUGUCAGCUCCCGUUAAGUCGGCGAAGCGCAUCUCGUCUCUUUUCUCGCUGGGUAGCAGUCACAAGGAUCAAAAUGCGACCGCUGCAUCACCGGGCAGUUCACCUGGCUUCAAGCCUUCCGACUCAAAAUCUCGCCAAAGAAGCAGCUCCCGACCAACUCGUCAUGUCUCGACACCAAAUGCCGUCUUCUCCUCCACAGAGCCCCGAACCGUCCCCAAUUCGGCGCCUUUGGACUUCGACCUGGAGAGCUUGCAACCCCCACCAUCCUUGCUCGCGGUAAACACCGACUUGGCCAAUAGUGCCCCGAGCUCCCCAACAACCGGCCGACCUCAGAGCAGGGGUCGCGACAUGAGCAGACCUUCCAGUAUGGCAGGGUUGGCCAUCCCGGGUUCUACACCAGAUUCCCGUCCCAGCACGCCAUCGAAGCGUAGAAGUUGGAUGCCGGGUAUGGGUGCUCGGUCGCGCGCCAGUUCCGUGGAUAAGCGGCCCCCUGCGGCCACCGCCCCGAGUGCUUGGAUUGCUGGGUUGGACCAGAAAGUCCUCUACGAUCUAGGACCCUUGCUACGAGGAGAACAGGUACGUCGGGAUUAUUUGAUUUUUAUCUACUUUUUGACCUGCUGGGAAUCAAACCCCCAAAAUGUGUAUCUUACUAACAAGUUUCUUCCGAACCAGAUCCCCGAGCUAUGGAAUGAACAAGGUGAUACUUAUGUCUACUUGUUCCCUCAAACCACCGGCCGUUCGGCAUCCUUCAAGGUCGACUCUACCAUCUUCGCCGAAUCUCCCUCCCUUACCUACCUUGCCCGUGGCACCGACGCCAAAGCCACCGGUCUGGAGCAGCCCGCCCGCACCCUCUCCCUCGUCUCGCCUCCUUUGACCCCGCUGGACCGGUCUGCAGACAAUGACAACGAUAGCCAAGGCAGCCAACGCAUGGCCUUUGAUGAUGGAAUCGAUGAAGCUCCGGAACUGCAUCUAUACCUGCCAAUUCCUCUCAACAGUGACGUUUCGAACCCGCAAUGUCGCCUGACACAAGAGGAUGCCGACAAUCUGCUCCUAUUCCGCAACCUUUUCGCUUUCCUUCUGGGCCAAUCGCUUAUCUCUAGCCCCAAGUCUUCAUCCCUGUUCAGUAUCUUCAUGGAUGUCGCGGUUCUGUUGGCCCGAUUUGAAUUCACCAACUUGGACGGCUCUAACUUUGGUGAAACAGCCACCUCCAGCUUCAGCAAUUACUGCGAUGAACUACGCUUGGCUGAUGUGCGUAAGAGUCGGGAAAAGACUAUCGAGGCCAUUGUCCUUGGUGAACGCCUGCGGUACUUCCCUCUCUACUUGGAAGGAUUCGUGCACGGUGUCGGAAAGCUUGAUGAAAUCAAGCAACUCCGAAGCCCAAAGUAUACCUUCAUUCAUCCCAUCACCCAGAAGCGCCUCGAGCGUGGAUUCAUUGACCUUGACACUCGUCUGCGUGGUCUUUACUCCAAAUUGGAGGAUUUCGACUUCCCAUCCGUUUUCUCUGGUAGCGCGAACUCGGCCACCUCGAUGGAAAGCAAAAUCCUCCGCUUCAAGAACUGGAAGGCUGGAUUCUUUGAAUUCCGCCGCUUUACCAUGCAGUUUUACCGACAGAAGUAUGGCAGCUGGCCGCCCAAGGCCCGAUCAAAGAAGAACGAGUUCGAGGAGAGUGGAUUGAAUCGUCAGCUCCUCUUGGACUUGUACCACGAUUUCACCGACCUCUACGAUCUGUUGGUUGAUCGUACUUCCCUCACCACCCGCACCAUUGAUGCCUCUGGCUCUGGUGGUGACAACUCUUCUACUGAUCUGAAGGAUGUCACCCUCCGUGCUCUUCGCCACAUUCUUAGCGAAUAUGAUCGCAGUACUCCUCCUGUUCUUCCUCCCAUUCCGUUCGACGUUCCUCAGAUCCCAUCGUUGCAAGUACUGCAUCGCAAGCCUCUGGAACCGAAGAAGGCCACCAAGUUGCGAAGCAAGAAGCUCAAGAACUCCGACAUCAAUGCUGUGUUGAUGGACUCUUACACUCGGGAGAGCAUGCGGCCCACUACCUUUAUCGAAAGCUUCAUGCAAUUUGAGCGACGCUCUGCUGCUGGCAAGACCCUCGAGGAUAUCACCGAUCUCCGCUGUGGUCAAUGGAUUUUCCUCUACGCCGUCAUUCAGUCCCUUCCCAUGUUGGUUGUGGACGUUCCCGAGGUCCGAUUCACCGAGGGUGUUGAGUACUUCCUCUCCAUUGCCCCUCGCGGUGGAGCCCCUUGGAUCCAAAACGAUACAAAGACUGCUCGCAGUUGGUUUGGUGUUGCUGGUGGUGCAGGUGUUGUUAGUUUACCUUCUGAUGUGGUCAUCAAUGGUGUCGAAGGUGUCUACCGUCGGAGUCAUUGUUGGCAGCUUGCUGAACAAUGGGCCGAGGCUGGUCAAUUGAUUGAGCCUCCGUCCAAUGAGGAUUGGGAAGAGGAUGAAUCUUCAAUCUCCUCACCCUACCCAGCUCAGCAGUCAUCGGCCGGCUCUUCUUCCGAACAACAACCGCAUCACAUGUUGAACAUGCCUCACGGUGGCCUGACACCACCUCCGCCUGCUAUUCCUCGUCAACGCUCUCCCGCGGCUGCAGCACGGUCUGAGCAGCACCGUCACUCAAUUUAUCCUGGAUUGGAGGCUUUGCCAUUGCCCGCUGGCAUUGCCCCACUUGAACCUCCUGCCCGUCCCAUCAGUCGGUUCAAUCCCAACAUGAGUUUCGAUGACAUCUUAAAGGAGGUUCCUAAGAAGGGCAAGAAGCAUUAA
Messenger RNA from Penicillium verhagenii, 2772 nucleotides. RefSeq lists its product as uncharacterized. The record is from RefSeq and is a predicted model, not a curated record. NCBI's taxonomy places the organism in Eukaryota, Fungi, Ascomycota, Eurotiomycetes, Eurotiales, Aspergillaceae. Bases 1 to 2772 code for a protein of 923 amino acids. The transcript has a single exon.